Molecule: messenger RNA, 1992 nt
Organism: Indicator indicator
Lineage: Eukaryota; Metazoa; Chordata; Aves; Piciformes; Indicatoridae
Gene: SPPL3
Product: signal peptide peptidase like 3
Exons: 11
Coding region: 1-1182 (393 amino acids)
Biological process (GO): membrane protein proteolysis
Cellular component (GO): cytoplasmic side of endoplasmic reticulum membrane; lumenal side of endoplasmic reticulum membrane; Golgi-associated vesicle membrane
Molecular function (GO): aspartic endopeptidase activity, intramembrane cleaving
Source: RefSeq, a predicted model, not a curated record
AUGGCUGUGCUGGUGCAGGAUGAAGAAGGAGAACAGGUGACUGAUAAAAGGGCAUAUUCCCUUGUGGAUUCCAGUCAAGUGUCUACCUUCCUGAUUUCUAUUCUCCUCAUAGUCUACGGCAGUUUCAGGUCUCUUAACAUGGACUUUGAGAAUCAAGACAAAGAGAAAGACAACAGCAGCACAGCCGGGUCCUUCAAUGGCAACAGCACCAAUAACAGUAUUCAAACCAUCGAUUCCACCCAGGCGCUGUUCCUGCCCAUCGGAGCCUCUGUGUCUCUCCUGGUCAUGUUCUUCUUCUUUGAUUCAGUUCAAGUUGUCUUUACAAUAUGCACAGCAGUCCUUGCAACAAUAGCUUUUGCUUUCCUGCUGCUCCCGAUGUGCCAGUACUUAACUCGGCCUUGUUCACCUCAAAACAAGAUUUCCUUCGGCUGCUGCGGGCGUUUCACUGCUGCUGAGCUGCUCUCGUUUUCUCUCUCCGUCAUGCUUGUCCUCAUCUGGGUCCUAACUGGCCACUGGCUCCUUAUGGAUGCUCUGGCUAUGGGCCUGUGUGUUGCAAUGAUAGCCUUUGUUCGGCUGCCCAGCCUGAAGGUUUCCUGCUUGCUGCUCUCUGGGUUACUAAUUUAUGAUGUCUUUUGGGUGUUUUUCUCUGCCUACAUCUUCAACAGCAAUGUGAUGGUGAAAGUGGCCACCCAGCCAGCUGAUAACCCUCUGGAUGUUCUAUCCCGGAAGCUUCACCUGGGACCAAACGUGGGCAGAGACGUUCCCCGCCUGUCACUGCCAGGCAAGCUUGUCUUCCCAAGUUCCACAGGCAGCCACUUCUCCAUGCUGGGCAUCGGGGACAUCGUGAUGCCAGGCCUCCUGCUCUGCUUCGUGCUGCGCUACGACAACUACAAGAAGCAGGCCAGCAGCGACUCCUGCGGCGCCCCGGGGCCCGGCAACAUCUCUGGGCGGAUGCAGAAGGUCUCCUACUUCCACUGCACGCUCAUUGGGUAUUUUGUAGGUCUAUUAACUGCCACCGUGGCGUCCCGCAUCCACCGGGCAGCCCAGCCUGCCCUCCUCUAUCUGGUACCCUUCACUUUAUUGCCACUGCUCACCAUGGCCUAUUUAAAGGGCGAUCUGCGGCGCAUGUGGUCUGAGCCUUUCCACUCCAAGUCCAGCAGCUCCCGUUUCCUGGAAGUAUGAUGGAACAGAUAGAAAGUGACCUGAACUUCUGCCUUGGUCCUUUAAACUAACUUGUGGCUUUGUCGUCUCCUCAAGCUGGACUGGCUGGUACUUGGGAAGGUACCGAUUACAGGACUCGUGUGAAAGGACUUGGUCUUAAAUGGAGGAAAAGAAAGAAAAGCUAAGGUCUGGAGCUCCGAGUGGCUCGUGGCUCCUUGCAGAUGUGGAAUUGGGGACCCUUUGUGCAACUGCAGCCACUUUCCUGCUUUCCUCACUCAGAUGGAGUAGCACCAGACUAUUACCUGGGUGAGGGAGGAAGAGACAGACUUGAGACUGAGAAUGGCUUGGAGUCGUUCCACACCUUGUGAACACUAAAAGAAACAACAGUUGAGCAAACUGAAGCUUCUUCAGAGAACCCCUCGUGGACACUGGGACCAGUUUCCUGCUGGACUUCAGUUCUGAACUGAGACAGAAAUUCUUCUGUCACCAUACUGGGUUUUUUUUUGUUUGUUUGUUUGGGGGGGUUUUGUUUAUUUUUGUUUUUUGGGGUUUUUUUGAGCUAUUAAAUAUUUCCUGUGGUGUGAGGUUACUUAUUAAAUCCACAGACAUUGAGUGACUUCUUGCAGUAUACAUAUGAAGAUUUGUUGUACCAAGUUACAUUUCCACCCAGGUGUCAUGUUGCAGUGAAAAAGGGCACGGUUUUUAUACAUCUAUAUAUCCCCUAUAGAUAUAUCUAUGAAUACAUGCAAAGGAGGCCUGCUAAGAUCAUGCUGUGUAGCAGACAGGGGCUUGCUGUAAUUUCUAGCAUGUAGAGCAGUUUACUCUGGCUUU